Messenger RNA from Octodon degus (degu), 1492 nucleotides. RefSeq names its product Morf4 family associated protein 1 (gene Mrfap1). The transcript has 2 exons. The record is from RefSeq and is a predicted model, not a curated record. NCBI's taxonomy places the organism in Eukaryota, Metazoa, Chordata, Mammalia, Rodentia, Octodontidae. The coding region runs from base 163 to 546 and encodes 127 amino acids.
UGUUCGGCGCUUCGCUGCUCGCCAGUCGCUGCCCUCCGCGGCUUCUCCGACGAGAAAAGUUGCGGAAAGAGAGAAAGUGCGCCAGGGCUACCGUGGGGGCUCUGCCGCCGAGCGCGACGAGCGUGCGUUGUGCGUCCCGCAGACGUCGGCAGCGGCGGCGCGAUGCGGCCCCUGGACGUGGUGGAGCUGGCGGAGCCCGAGGAGGUGGAGGUGCUGGAGCCCGAGGAGGACUUCGAGCAGUUCCUGCUGCCCGUCAUCCACGAGAUGCGCGAGGACAUCGCGGCGCUGACGCGCGAGCGCGGCCGGGCGCACGCCCGCGAGCGCGGCAAGCUGUGGGAGAUGGACAAUCUGCUCAUCCAGAUCAAGACGCAGGUGGAGGCCUCGGAGGAGAGCGCGCUCAACCACCUGCAGAGCGCCGCCGACGGCGCGCAGGCGCGGCCCGGCCCGCGGGGCGACAAGGCGGAGGAGAAGGCGCAGGAGGUGGCGAAGAUGGCCGAGAUGCUGGUGCAGCUGGUGCGGCGGAUAGAGAAGGGCGAGUCGUCGUGAGGGGGGCCCGCGGUUUCCAGCCAAUGGAUUCUGGCCAAGUGAUGGAGAUUGGCUGACGCCUGGAGAAGCUGAAACCAGAGAGCCUUUUGUUUUCCCUUCUUUCUCUGUCUGCACUCUGUCCUCCUUACACUACGUUUCUGCUCUGACCCGUGGUUGAUGACCUCAAUAUAAGUUUUGAUCGUUAGAUGUUUUUGUUUGGGGAAUUAACUUUGUUUCUGAAACACUCACAUACAGGAAUUAGGGCCUAGAUUGUAAGCUCUUGCGGCAGUCACCUUGGUUUCUGGGCUUUGGUUAUGCUUUCUAAAUUUUUGAGACGCUUUGCUCUUUCUUGUGUGCCCUGAUCACUCCUGGCACUUUGGGUCUGUGACGUGAGAGACUCGAGGUCUGCGGCUCUGGAGGUGCAGAGGAGCCGCCUGGGAAGUUGACUGUGCAGCAGCUUCCCCUGGGAGUGCGAGGGGCCUGGUCCCAGAGGACUACUGGACGGGAGGAGGAGGGGUGGCGCUGUCUGUACUGAGGACUUUAAUUUCUGUGUGAGACCAAAGGAGGAGAGAUGUGUUCUGUUCGCAGCUGAAACUCUGACUGCACCGCAUGAUGUGACCUGUCUGGUGAGUCUGUGUGGACAGCCUAGCUCAGCCCUGAUUCCACGGAGCCCAGCCUAGGGCAAGCGAUCCUGAUGUGUGUACAAGCUGAUGUCGCGGGAGGUUGUGGCGCAAAGCAGAAGCCAUUUGCAAAGGCCUUCGCGGACUGCAGGAAGACGUGGAGCAGUCGACCUUGGACCUGGCCUGGUCAGUGAAGAGGCAUCUUCCAAGUUCCUGUGUUGUCCAGCUGUUCAGUUUAUUUGAGUAGCAGACCUGAUGAGUACUUGAGGUCAAACCCUACCAUGUUUAAAAAAAAAAAAAAAAAAACUUUAACCAUGUUAAUAAAAGUAUUCAUUUGCUUGGAAAAA